Molecule: messenger RNA, 3495 nt
Organism: Paraphaeosphaeria sporulosa
Lineage: Eukaryota; Fungi; Ascomycota; Dothideomycetes; Pleosporales; Didymosphaeriaceae
Product: NRPS-like enzyme
Exons: 4
Coding region: 218-3478 (1086 amino acids)
Molecular function (GO): phosphopantetheine binding
Source: RefSeq, a predicted model, not a curated record
CUACCGUGCCACAACUCUUGUCUAGCUGCGGCAACAGCCAAAUCAAUCUUUAUACAUAUCGCUUACCUGGAAAGGACACAAUAUAGUCCUGCAUCUGUCGAUAUAUCUACUCUUUGCUGCACGUUCUUAGCCCGACAGAUACUUUGAGAGUCACCCGUGGUCAUACCGCCCAAGCGAUUGCAGUUGGGGUUCUUCAUUCGGCGGAAAGAUAGGAAACAUGGCGCAGAAUCAUGCACAGAUCUCAAACUGGCGCGAGGAGCUCAUUCCUAACAUCAUAGAUCAUCUAGCCAAGGUAGCACCUUCGGCACCGUAUGCCCUCUAUCCUAAUUCUCCAACGACUUAUGACGAGGGCUAUCGAACUGUCACGUAUAAGGAUUUUGCCAAUGCUGUGAACGGAUUGGCCUGGUGGCUGAGCGACAACCUUGGACCGUCCAAGAACUUCGAUGUUCUAGCAUACUUUGGACCAAACGACGUCCGGUACACUGCUUUGCUUCUUGGGGCUGUCAAAGCCGGCUACGUGGCUUUCUUUACUUCUCCUCGGAACAGUGUCGCUGCUCAUGGCGCGUUAUUCGACAAGCUACAAUGUCAAGUUCUGCUCACGCCGGAGCCAGCUCCACCGGCCACAGAGCAGAUAACAAGCGCACAUCCCAUGAAACACCUGCAUGUUCCAAGCGUAACCGAUCUCCUUGAAAAGGAAUACCCGCAUUAUGCGUACGACAAGACCUACGCAGCGGCUCACACAGAUCCGCUUGUGGUAGUGCACACAUCAGGUUCGACUGGCAUACCCAAACCAUUAAUUUGGACGCACGAGACAGCUGCAAGGCAUCAUAACUACUGCGCUCUCGAACCACCUUCUGGCUAUGAAUCCAUUGACAAGCUUCACCAGGGCAAGCGCAUGCUGAAUACAUUUCCACCAUUCCAUGCCGCUGGUAUUGCCAUUCACCUCGUUCAUAGUCCUCCAUUCGGAACUGUGUCCAUUGCACCAUUAUCUGGUGCUUUACCCACGGCCGAAAGCAUUGUCCAAGCACUGAAGACAACUAAAGCGGAUGUGGCAUUUCUAGUGCCUUCUAUCAUUGCAGAUAUCAGCCAGAAACCAGAAUUGCUGGACUUUUGCGCUGAGAAUUUGGAGCUCAUUCUUUACGCUGGGGGCGACCUCCCUCAAGCCAUAGGCGAUAAGAUUGCGGCCAAGAUGCCUAUUCAAAACAAUCACGGUGCCUCCGAAUUCGGUCUCAUUGCCCAGCUCCGAACGCCAGAGAUGACAAGACUGGACUGGCAUUACGUGCUGCCUCAUCCAGAGCUUGGUUGUGUUUUCGAAGAGAAUUCGCCUGGUCUGUACGAGCUUGUGUUCAAGAAAAACCCGAAAUAUGAGAAGCAUAUGAUGCCAUUUACUAUUGGACCGGUUUUGAAAGGGCAGGAUGAGUACCGCACGAGAGACUUGUUCGUCAAACAUCCUACAAUCCCAGACUGCUGGGCUUGGAAGGCCAGAGCAGAUGACAUCAUUGUCUUUCUGAACGGCGAAAAAACAAACCCGGUAUCCAUGGAGCAAUCUAUCAUCUCAAGCAACGAGGAAGUAGUCCAAGCUCUAGCAUUCGGUAUGCAGAGGUUUCAAGCUGGGCUACUUGUUGAGCCAUCACCGAAAUUAGGGGACUUGAAUGAAGUAGAUCAGGCGAAAUUCGUUGACAAAAUUUGGCCUUCCAUCGACCGGGCCAACCAGAGUGCACCAGCUCAUGCACGCGUCGAGAAGGCCAUGGUCAUCCUCACGCGCCCGGACAAGCUUAUGAUCCGUUCUGGAAAGGGCACAAUACAACGACAGGGGACGCUCGCGAUGUAUGCAGCUGAAAUUGACGACAUCUAUGUCAAGGCAGAUACUGUGCUGACCGGAAUCGAACACGCGUCUCUGGACACCAAAGAUGCUGGCCAGGUCGCUGAGUGGCUUAAGAAAGUCAUCUCCCAGAUUGAGCCCGCUCUUCUUGAAGAUGAGGGCAAGACCUUCUUUGAUAAGGGUAUGGAUUCUCUUAUGGGCGUCAGGUUGGUUCGCGCUCUGAGACAUGGCCUUGGCCAACCUGACCUUGAUCUGUCUAUUGUCUACAACAAUCCUAGCUUGGAAAUGCUCACAAAGUAUAUCGUGAGUGGGAAAGAGACUCCUGGGGCUCCUAACGGCGCCCCAAAUGGGACCGUUAAGGUGACCGAUGCGGAUCCGGAAAUCGACUCCCUCUUGAAAGAGUAUGAGCCAGUCAUCACCCAAAUAGGACAACAAGCACGUACUCCCGGCGAAAGAAAAGGCGAAGUCGCCGUUCUCACUGGUUCCACCGGGUCUCUGGGAAUCCAUCUCCUCGAAGCACUUCUGGCAACCCCUGCAAUCUCGCACAUCUACUGCCUCAACAGGCGUGAAAAUGCCAAAGAAAUCCAUGCAAACAAUAUUAAAGGGUGGGACUCAAAAUUUCCUCACCAGAGCGACCGCGUCACUUUCCUACAAGCGGCGCUACAUGACCCGAAUCUCGGCCUCGAGCAGAAGACGUACGAGACUAUCCGCUCAACAGCAACAAUCAUCAUCCACAACGCCUGGACGGUGAACUUCAUGUUACCUCUCAAGGCGUUCCGCUCGCAAUUUGAUGGCCUUGUUAACUUCUUCCGCCUGGCAGGGAGUCGUUCAGACCCUCCCAAGCUACUUUAUAUUUCCUCAAUCAGUUCCGUCGCACAGCUUCCGCGAGUGACAUCUGCUCUUUCGAUACCAGAAGAAGUAGUCCGUGACUCGAAUGCCCCGUACGAAAUCGGAUAUGCCAAGUCAAAGCUCGUGUCUGAGUUGCUAUGUGACGCUGCAGCGCAGACGUUGGACAUACCUGUGUCUUUUGCACGCGUUGGGCAGAUCGCAGGUCCAGUUGGAGAGGGCGUGAAUGCGACAUGGAGUACGGCUGAGUGGCUGCCGGGCUUGGUCGUCACAUCAAUAAGCCUAGGUCUCCUGCCGGAGGAUUUGGGUGCGGAGCUGAAUCAGGUUGAUUGGAUCCCUGUGGACCUGCUCUCCAAAGUACUCUUGGAGUUCGGAGCUGGAUCAUCGGCCCAAGCACCCAAUGGCGCGGGAACCAACGGCAAUCCCCACGGCGCCGAGGUCUUUAACCUACUCAACCCGAAAACCACGUCAUGGAAAGAACUUAUUCUUGCCAUCGUCGCUAGCGUCGAGAAGCACACUGGUAAAGUCCUCAAUGUCGUGUCUGCCCGCGAGUGGCUUGAGAAGUUGCAGGAGGUUGUAGAUAACUUCUCUGGUGAAGAUGCUGUGGAUCUUGUGCGCACGUAUCCAGCGGUCAGGCUGCAGGAGUUCUAUGAGGCGCGUCUUCUUGAUAGUAAGAACGCUAUUAAGUGGGAUUUGGAUCGUGCAAGGUCUCAAAGCGCGACCUUAAAUGGCAUGCCCGCUAUCGGGAGGGAUUGGAUCGAGAGGUGGAUUGAGCAAUGGCUGAAGGAAAUGAAGACAGCUGUUGAGUAGAUAAGCGGACGUCUGGG